AUGGUGGACGAGAGAAUAGAUGAAUGGCGCCGGACGUUCGAAACCCUCACCCUUCCGGCGAUGGCGGAGCUGGGGAGGGAGCUGCUGGAGGAGGCGCGGGCGCCGGAGUUGGCAGCGUGGGUGCGAGGCCUGCGGCGGCGGAUCCACCAGCACCCGGAGCUGGCCUUCCAGGAGCACCGCACGUCGGCGCUCGUGCGCGCCGAGCUCGACGCCCUCGGCGUCCCCUACGCCUGGCCCGUCGCGCGCACCGGCGUCGUCGCCACCAUCGUCGGCGGUGCCGGCCCUGGCCCCGUGUUCGCGCUCCGGGCCGACAUGGACGCGCUGCCCAUCCAGGAGAUGGUAGAAUGGGAGUUCAAGAGCAAGGAAGACGGCAAGAUGCACGCGUGCGGGCACGACGCGCACGUGGCCAUGCUCCUGGGCGCCGCCAAGCUGCUGCAGUCCCGCAAGGGCGGCCUCGCGGGCACGGUGAAGCUGGUGUUCCAGCCGGCGGAGGAGGGCCACGCCGGCGGGUACCACGUCCUGCGGGAGGGCGUCCUGGACGACGUGGACGCCAUUUUUGCAAUGCACGUCGACACGCACCUCCCCGCCGGCGCCGUCGGGUCCAGGCCGGGGCCCUUCCUCGCCGGCGCGGCCCGCUUCACGGCCACCGUCACGGGAAAAGGAGGGCACGGCGCCACGCCGCACGCCGCCGUGGACCCCAUCGUCGCCGCGUCAUCCGCCGUGCUCAGCCUCCAGCAGCUCGUCGCCCGCGAGACGGACCCGCUGCAGGGCGCGGUGGUGUCGGUGACCUUCAUCAGAGGAGGCGAGGCGUUCAACGUCAUCCCGGAGGCGGUCACGCUCGGCGGCACCCUGCGGAGCAUGACGACGGAGGGGCUGUCGUACCUGAUGAGGAGGAUCAGGGAGGUGGUCCAGGGGCAGGCGGCGGUGGGGCGGUGCGCGGCGACGGUGGACUUCAUGGAGGAGGAGCUCCGGCCGUACCCGGCCACGGUGAACGAUCAAGGGGUGUACGCGCACGUCAAGGCGGUGGCGGAGGGUAUGCUGGGCCCGGUGAACGUGAGGCUGUCUCCGCCGAUCAUGGCCGCGGAGGACUUCGGGUUCUACGCCGAGAAGAUCCCGGCGGCGUUCUUCGGUGUGGGCGUCCGGGGCGCCGGCGAGGAGAUGCACCACGUGCACACGCCGCACCUGGUGAUCGACGAGGACGCGCUCCCGGUCGGAGCGGCCCUGCACGCCGCCGUGGCCAUCGAGUUCUUGAACAAGCACGCGUCCCCCGUGCAGGCGUUGAGCAUCGACUAG
Lolium rigidum is the source of this 1293-nucleotide messenger RNA. RefSeq names its product IAA-amino acid hydrolase ILR1-like 4. Gene Ontology annotation, molecular function: IAA-Ala conjugate hydrolase activity. Lineage: Eukaryota; Viridiplantae; Streptophyta; Magnoliopsida; Poales; Poaceae. The record is from RefSeq and is a predicted model, not a curated record. The transcript has 3 exons. Gene Ontology annotation, cellular component: endoplasmic reticulum. Gene Ontology annotation, biological process: auxin metabolic process. Bases 1 to 1293 code for a protein of 430 amino acids.